GAAGCAGUAAUCCAGGGCUUUAACUGGUGUUUUUAAUCCAAAAUGCACCUGCAGAUAUGAACUGUACGGUAUUGUUCACAGUGACGGAAGUGUUUAGGUGUGACACGCAGUCAGACAGGUAUUUCCGGUGAUGUGUGGCCGCUCCGGCUCCUCUCUUCCUGUCCUCCUCUCGCUGACUGGUCCAUUCAGGGAAGUUUAUCGCUCCGCAGACCGCCGACAUGAGGGUCCGCUCGUCGGUGUUCGCCUGCUUCAUCCUGGUGUGUGAAGUGGUCGGCGUUGCCCUCUUCCUGAGGGGAUUUUUCCCGGUUCCGGUGAAGUCUUCCUUCUCCUCCAAGAGCAGGCUGUCAGAUUUACCAGCGGAGCCGCUGGCAGGAAGCCCUCCCAACUCCAGCCGCCUCCCCCAGCCCCUGUUCAGAAGGGUGGUCCUCAUGCUGGUGGAUGCCCUCCGGGAGGAUUUUGUGUUUGGCCCCUCUGGGGGCUAUGACAUGCCCUACACCAGGUCCCUGGUGGAGAAGGGCUCCUCCCUCAGCUUUGUAGCAAAGGCCAGACCCCCUACAGUCACCAUGCCCAGGAUCAAGGCUCUCACCACUGGCAGCAUCCCAGGCUUCAUCGACGUGGUAAUGAACCUGAAUUCUCCUGCACUCCUGGAGGACAACCUCAUCUGGCAGGCCAAAACAGCAGGGAAGAGGAUAGUCUUCUAUGGAGACGACACAUGGGUCCGCCUCUUCCCGAAGCACUUCAUGGAGCACGACGGCACCACCUCCUUCUUUGUGUCCGACUACACUGAGGUUGACAACAACAUAACCCGUCACCUGGACAGCACCCUGAAGAGAGACGACUGGGACAUUCUGAUCCUCCAUUACCUGGGCCUGGACCACAUCGGCCACAUCAGCGGACCCCACAGUUCACUGGUCCAACCCAAACUGCUGGAGAUGGAUGACAUCAUGAAGAAAAUCCACAGCUCUCUUGUUUCUAAGGAGGCAGAGGGGUCUCUGCCCUACCUGCUGGUGCUGUGCGGAGACCACGGCAUGUCUGAGACCGGCAGCCAUGGAGGCUCCUCUGAGCCAGAAGUCAACACAGCUCUGCUGCUCGUCAGUCCAGCCUUCAAAAGGAAAGCUGGAUUGGAGAAGCCUGCAGUGGUGGAGCAAGUCGACCUGGCCCCGACCCUGGCCCUGGGACUCGGGCUGCCCAUAUCUCAGAACAGCGUCGGCCGAGUCAUCCCCGGCGUCUUGGAGGAAGCCCCGCUCCGGGACCAGCUGCGCUUCCUGCAUCUCAAUGGCCACCAGCUCAGCUGCUUGCUGCGAGACAGCAUGGCUGACCACGAGAAAGAGGCCGGCUUCGAACAGUUUCGUGUGGCAGAAAAGGCUCAUGGGAGCUGGAUGAAGCUCUACCUGGAAGGAAAUACCUCUGAGGUGCUGACCAACAUGGGCAAAAAAGUCCUAAAGCAAUACCUGGAGGCGCUGGCUGCCAUGAGUUCAGCUCUGAGCAAACAGCUGGGCAAAUACGACCUGUACUCCAUGAUUGCAGGGAUGGUCUUUGUCUUCCAGCUCCUGUUGGUCUUACUGCUGGCUAUGCCUGAAGCCCUCAGCGGUGCCGCAACAGUGGACCUUCCGGUCCUUUCGUCUCUGCUCUCCCUGCCUUUCUACCUCCUGUGUCUGCUCCUCGCCUCCGUGCACGUGUUGGUGUGCACAUCAGCUGAGAGCUCCUGUUACUUCUGCAGCCUCUCCUGGGGUCUGGUGUUUGCUGCUGUCGCCUUCUCCUCAGCAAUGUUUUGCAUUUUGAUCUCGGUAGCAACACGGAGACUCCCCCUUGGACCAACGAUUCAUGGGAAGUCUCCCAUGAGGAGCUCCGGUGGGGAGUGGUCGCUAUCGGAGCUAGAUGUUUUGCUCUUGGCGGGAACCGUUGCUCACACGCUCAGCUUGGCAGCGAGCAGCUUCGUGGAAGAGGAGCACCAAACCUGGUACUUCCUGCUCAACACGCUCUGUCUCGCCGUCUUCCAGGAUGUGUGCAGGAAGUACUUCAGAGAGGAGAGAAGCUCUGGAGAUGAUGAUGAGCAUCUCCUUCCUUCCAAAGACAGUCACUCCUCUGCUCACCCCAAACCAGAGAUGAUCUCAGAGAAGUGGUUCGCUCUGGCCACGCCUCCCUUCACUCUGGUUUGCUGCCGGCUGCUUCGCUCACUCAACCAAACAGGGGUCCAGUGGGCCCACCUCCCAGACGUCAGUCACUGGCUGAACAGCUCUGAGCAUAAGAUGGUCCUGUCCCUGCUGUCUGCGUUCUGUUUGCUCCUCAUCUACCUCCUGGUUCAAAGACGCUGCUCGCUGGUCUCCAAGGUCGCCCUGGCACUCGGACUCCUGGGCGUCUACAGCUACCGGGCAGCUGUCGGCAAUGUCCUGUUUCCCUGGCAACACUCCGGUCGAACUGCGUCCAAGGGAACAGUGGAGGCACGCUUUGUUUACGUCUUCGUUCUGGGCAUCCUCUUCUCGGGGACCAAGGACCUGCUGAGAUCCCAGAUCAUCACUGCAGAUGCAAAGCUGAAGAGCAGGGGAUUAUGGGAGAUUUACAGCGGCCUGGUUUUGCUGGUUUCCCUCUUGUUUCGGGCCCAUAACCUGCCAGUGCUGUGCUGCUGCCUUUUGAUCCAGACACUCAUGGCUAGGUUUAUCUGGAGGAAACUCCACUAUGACGCAGCCCAGACCACCAUCAUGCACUACUGGUUUGGCCAGGCCUUCUUUUACUUUCAGGGCAACUCCAACAACAUAGGCACCGUCGACAUCUCUGUGGGCUUCGUUGGUUUGGAAAGCUACAUCGAAGCGCCUGCCAUCUUUUUAACAGCUCUCAGCACUUACGCAGGUCCCCUCCUCUGGGCCUGUCACCUCGUCUGCUACCUGAGCUCAGAGAGAGAAAGGAGCCCGGUCGCCGUCAGCCACGGCUGCUACUGUUUGGCCCUGCUGAGGUCGGUGCCGGCUGCAGCCUACAUCGUCCUGGUUACCGUCCUGCGUUACCAUCUCUUCAUCUGGAGCGUCUUCUCCCCCAAAUUGCUCUACGAGUCCAUGCACCUGCUGCUGACCGCGGGCGUCUGUCUCUUCUUCAUCACCAUGGAGCAAAGCCACAGCUCCAGUAAGUCUUAGGGAGGUGAAAGAGAAAGAUCAGAUCCUCGGACUGCUGGGACUCCGUCCUGAGAUGAUGAU
This is a messenger RNA of Cyprinodon tularosa, 3185 nucleotides long. It is a transcript of the gene pigg, whose product is annotated as phosphatidylinositol glycan anchor biosynthesis class G. The record is from RefSeq and is a predicted model, not a curated record. Gene Ontology annotation, biological process: GPI anchor biosynthetic process. Bases 219 to 3125 code for a protein of 968 amino acids. Lineage: Eukaryota; Metazoa; Chordata; Actinopteri; Cyprinodontiformes; Cyprinodontidae. The transcript has 13 exons. Gene Ontology annotation, cellular component: endoplasmic reticulum membrane.